Engraulis encrasicolus (European anchovy) is the source of this 6370-nucleotide messenger RNA. It is a transcript of the gene rab1ba, whose product is annotated as zRAB1B, member RAS oncogene family a. Bases 364 to 969 code for a protein of 201 amino acids. Gene Ontology annotation, molecular function: GTP binding; GTPase activity. Lineage: Eukaryota; Metazoa; Chordata; Actinopteri; Clupeiformes; Engraulidae. The record is from RefSeq and is a predicted model, not a curated record. Gene Ontology annotation, biological process: vesicle-mediated transport. The transcript is spliced from 6 exons.
CAGACAUUCCGGCUUCUGUGCUUUUGAUGGAAUUUGUCUCCGUGUGCCACGUCAUCUGAUGUCACUGCCGCACCUGCGCAGCCAUCUUGUACUUCGAGCGAGAGGACAGCAGAAAGAAAGAAUAGCUGGGAGAAAAUAACGCACUUAUUUUGCAGUAUUUAGGAAUGUCCGUCAAGUAAAAUCGACAGAACGACGCGUUUAGAUUUCAGAUCACUGAGAUAGCUGAAGAAAAGCUAAGAGAAUCAAGACAAGUGCCUCCGGAAUUUCAGACAUACAAGCCAUCUAAUUUGCCUCAAAGCGGAGCGCAAGAGGAGGAAGGAACAGUGUCAAAUCGACAGAAAACACCCGGCCCACAGUCACACCAUGAAUCCUGAAUAUGACUACCUAUUCAAACUCCUCCUUAUCGGCGACUCUGGUGUGGGGAAAUCUUGCCUUUUACUUCGAUUUGCUGAUGACACUUACACAGAGAGCUACAUCAGUACCAUCGGCGUUGACUUCAAAAUCCGCACCAUAGAGCUGGACGGCAAGACCAUCAAGCUACAGAUUUGGGACACUGCAGGACAGGAGCGAUUCCGCACCAUCACCUCCAGUUACUACCGCGGGGCCCACGGCAUCAUCGUGGUCUAUGAUGUCACAGAUCAGGAGUCCUACAACAAUGUGAAGCAGUGGCUUCAGGAAAUCGAUCGCUACGCCAGCGAGAAUGUCAACAAGCUUCUGGUGGGGAACAAGUGUGACCUGACCACCAAGAAAGUAGUGGACUACACCACUGCCAAGGAGUUUGCGGACUCGCUGGCGAUUCCCUUCCUGGAGACGAGUGCAAAGAACGCCACCAACGUGGAGCAGGCCUUCAUGACCAUGGCGGCGGAGAUCAAGAAGCGCAUGGGCCCUGGGGCCACGGCCGGCGGCGACAAGCCCAACCUCAAGAUCGAGAGCACGCCGGUGCGGCAGGGCGGCGGGGGCUGCUGUUAAACACGACGGCCGCCCGCCCGCCACCCACGCGCCGUUCGUUGUUGUACAUCUGUCUAUGGAUGAAUGUGUGUGUGUAGAUGUAGGUGUGUGUGUGUGUGUGUGUGCUUGCUUGAUGUGUAUGCUCGCAUACACACACUCACACACACAAAGGUGGAGGCUGCUGUGGAUGGGGGUGUGUCUGUGUGUUUGUGUGUGUACGUUUGCUUGACACAUGCAAGAGCACUUACACACCACGUAACACGACACACGCGCACGCACACAUGUUUGGGACGGAUGGACCUUCUCCCGGACUUCCUUACUCCCCCCUACUCCUCUAUCCCCCCCAACCCCCAUCUACUCAACAUACACCUACACCAUAUACCGAUGUACACACCUAUACACACCAGUCCUACCACGUCUGCACCACGUACACACACACACACACACACACACGCGCGCACACACACACACACACAGUCUCACAAUCUCAAAAUCUCAAACAAAGAAGCCCAGCACCUCUCCUCCUCCUCCUCCUCCUCCUCCUCUUCCAUCCCUCGCUCUCACACCCUGACACGGUUGGCCAGAGUCCAGCAUUCUGCUGUUCCACACCACACCACACCUUACCCACCCCAGCCCCACCCUAGCCCAACCCUCUCAUCUCACCCACCCGAAACAUAGCGUAACAUCGGUAGGGUGAGGCAGAAGCGUCUCUCUGGAGCUUGCAAAUAGGCCUGAAGCGCUCAAGUAGAGGAGAGAAACGCAGAUAGAAAAUGAGAGAGAGAGAGAUGUAAAAGGAGGAAGAAUGAGAUGGGAGCAGUGUGUAAUAUAAGGGUCAGGGUCAAUUGGACAGAGAAUAAAGAGAGGAUGGACGGAGAUGAGGAAGAGGAAAGGAGAGAGAGGAACUGAAGAGACUGACUGAGGUGAAGGGUGAAAGCUGUUUAGCGAUGACUUUCACAUGAGGAGGUGUGAAGGAGAGAGGUCAGGAGCCGUUAGAAAAGAAGGCUAUUGAUCUACGUAGAGAGAGGGGGAGAAAGAAAGAAAGAAAGAGGACUGGGUCCAGGUUUCAGCGUUUGUAUGUCUUUCACUCUCUCUUAUCUCCUGACUAAAACAUACAAAUAACCUACUGGGCAAACAGACGCGUAUACACACACACACACACACACACACACAGACACACACACUUAUCAAACUCAAGUUUAGUUUGCGCAGUCGAGUGGAUUUGAACGUAUUUUCAAAAACUGGCUUCUGUGGUUUUUUUUAUUGUGUUUUUCCCUCUCUGUUAUCAUUGGCUGGGUUUACACAAGGUUCAGGGUUUGUCCACUGACAACAUUAGCCACCCCACCCCAACCCCCUCUCCAAUGAACCGCAUUGAGAGUCUGACUCAUUGGACACUAAGUUAUCAAUGCCUAUUACUUCAAUUGCCUCUCGUACCUCCCAGUCAUUAGACGCCCGGAUGACGCAGAUUCUGAAACAUUGCUCUCUGGAGGUCUUGUGUUAUAUAAUAUGUCUGGGUCGGUGGGCAAGAUCGAUGAUUGUUAUAUUUUGGUGGGUGGGGUGAUGUGGGUGGCCUUCAACAGUUCAACAGGCAUUCUCAACAGUUUCCUCAACAUGUCCCCUUUACAAUAAGCUCUGAACGUCUUGUCUAUCAUACUUGUGGAAUUAUGUGUCUUUGAAGUAACAUGCAUCCAAUACACAGACAGAUGCUCACGCACGCACGCACGCACGCACGCACGCACACACACACACACACACACACACACACACACACACACACACACACACACACACACACAGUGUAUGGGGGUUGGUAUGGUUGAGGGUGGGGUGGGGUGGGGUAGCCACUGCUUGGGUAUGGAGUCGGAAGAGGGUCUUCUAAAACAAAACAAGAAUUGGCAAUAUUUCUAGAUUUUUGCAAGUGCAUCCUAAUAGUUGGACAAUGUUGAUAUUAUUAUUAUUAUUAUAAUGGUGAUUUUUAUGAACAUGUUUUGGUUUAUUAUGUUUCUGGACUAGUUUGUUUUUAUUGGUUUUGUUUUUUUCUUCUAAUCAUGAAAAGGUUAUGUGGAGGGGAGGGGUAUAGCUGGCAGGUGGUUGUGGGGGGAGGGGCUUAGAGCAAUGAGGAAGUGGGGGCCCCAUUGGUCUGUUUUGAUGUUCCAGUUUUUUUAAUUAUUAUUAGUAUGUGUGCCACUGACGCCAGCGUGGCCUGUUUUUCCACAGCAGAUGGUGAAAGAUGUUCUGGGUUGGGUGCCUGGCAGCACAGGGGUAUCCGUCUCACUCCCCCUCUGUUUCUCUCUUCCUCUUUCAGUCUUACACUUCCCUUUUCUCUCUCUUUUUCAAUCAUGUUCUCUCCCUUUCUCUUGAUCCCAUCUUUUUUCCCUCCUUCCUCACUCUCAAUUUCUCGCUGUCUCUUUCACUGUUCUAUGUUGGGUAAAUUAAGCUGCUGUCCGGUUUUUAGAGUUCCACUUGUGUGUUGGCCCACAGCCCCCCCAAACAAAACCACCAUCCGUAACACCUGACAUCCCCCUCCCCCCUCCACCGCCCGCUCGCCCCUACUCCACUGCAAUCCACUCUCUCUUUCUAUUAAAGGAUACUGCUGUGCCUGAACAGACAGUGCAAAUUGCAGUGUUGCAUUUGAUCUAAAUGUAGGGGUGAAUUAAGAUAAAUUGGGCCACUUUUUUGCAUAUAAGUGAAUGGAAAAAAGUGGACCAAUUUACCGGAAUUCACCCUAUAUCCUAUAUCUAUAGAUACCUAGGAAUUCUGCUGCGCAAGCAUCACGCUCUGCAGAGAAUGUGGAGAACUUCCCCACACGAAGGGGGCAUGGCCCCGAAUAUUACGACUGGAGCCUGAGAAUGGCCUUUGACCUUUGGCCGUUCUCUUGGCGUCGAGAGAUUUUAAACUCUGCUCUUGGCCUUAGCACGGGUCUGGCCGAGAAGGGUAGAGAUGUCUUAAGGUCUCAUUUUGCUGGCUUAGCUGUCACAACUUGCGGGACAGCUUGGCUGUUUCGUCAUUGUCUGUGUUUGAAUGUAAGAAAAGUAUUUAAAGUGUUUGGUUUCAUCUAUCCCCUCACUCACGCCUCAACAACACAAACACACACACUCGUACACACUCCAUUUUAUCCUUUUAAACCAAUGGUUGGCACAUUAGUUACACUUGAGGUUGUGGCGAGCUUCAGACACGUCUGCUUUGUUUGUUACUGUAGACAGGCUGUGUGAUGUGUUAUGAGGAACUGUUGUCUCUCUGCAACACUCCUUUAGCCCUCCUGGGUCACACACAUGCAUUAGUACUAGAAAGACUGAAAUACUUAGACUGGGGAGUGUUCCAAGAACCUGGCUAAGUAGUAAGCCAGGUUAAGUUAGCCUUGAGGUAGUGGUAAAUCACCUAAUAGAAGAGCCUGGGCUGCUCAUUUUUUAAACUAAAUGACACCUUUGGUCUAUCUAUUAGAUGAUUUACCUCUUCCUGUAGGUUAACUUAGCCAGGUUUCUCACUUUACCAUGUUCUUAGGAUACUCCCAGGGUGUGUGUGUGUGUGUGUUGGUGGGUGUUUGUUUAGUGUGAUGUAUUGUACUGUUUGUCAGGGCCUGGGACUGACUGGUCUUGAGAUGAGAGGCGAGACCGGAUAUGACUUCCCAGAACUUUCUCUCUCGCUUUUUUUUACGUUGCCCACACAGUCACAGCUCCUUCAGUGAGGUAGUGCUGUCCCUUACUCUUGAAAGACACACUCACUCACAGACAGACACUCACAUUCACCCUCAAUUCAAUACAAGGGGGGGGAAGGCCUAACUACAUGUCUCCCUUGCCACACACACACACACACACACACACACACACACAGACACUUCGGUCACACACCUGUGCCACAGGCGCACACACACUUCUCUUAAUCCAAGACAAAUACCAGUCUAGAUCUGGCCUGCAAGUUAAACUACUUACUCCCGUCCACGCCUCAGUUGAGAAAACUGAUAGUGACUCCGCUGUCAGUCAGCACAGAGGGACUUUUAUAAGGCCUUCUCCCAUUCAACAUCACCGUUGCAAAUGAGAGAACGACCUUUUGAAUUGUGUCUUUUGCAAGAUAUUGAAUAAAAACUUGGCUUAUUGAUGACGUUGAAGCUCGCAUCACUUGGCCGGGGGUCAGGGAAGUAUGGGAGGCAAUUAUUUAACUUGCACCCAUAGGGUUUCACCACCCUGAAUCCAGCAACAUAAAUGCCCCUAGGCCUUCUGCGUCGUCAGAGAAAUAGACUUUGAGAUAGACGGUAUCUAUCAAAUGAUGGAUGGAUGGAUGUGAGCGAGAGAUAGACAUGGAAAUAAAAUGGCUUGUUGCUCUGCAGCAUGUAGGAGCGGGAAGUUUUUUGAUCUGGCACCUGCUGAUGCUUUUUUGCUGGAUGUGCGCACUUUCCACUACACUCUAUCUUGUUGCUCUGCAGCAACAUGAGAUUUGAUGUCUGUUUUUCACUUUAUCCCCCUUUUUCCUUGCCUGGGUUGUUGUCAAGAGCUUCUAGAAUGUGCCACAGCUGACCUUUGAAAAGUGUGUUUCAAAAGGGGGGGGGAAACGCCUGAUAUGUGGUUUUCUAUGAGGUAAAUACUAAUAUUUUAUAAUCAGCACCCUAUACAAUUGUGCCCCAUCCUCUGGCAGUCCAUUGCCAUCGUGUCAGGAGAGAAGUAGGAGAAGUAGCUCAAGACUGAUACUGUGUGGUGUUGUGUUUUGUGGUGCCCUGCGCCUAAGUGCACAGAAUCAAUGUACGGUAGCCAUCAUGACAAAGAGAGUGGAGCUGAAGCAUCACUGUUAAACAACUGGCCCCUGGGAGGUGAUGAUGGUCGUCAGCAUCAUCAUCAUCAUCAUCAUCGCCAUGACAACGAUUUGUGUAUUACUAGCCCGUUGUGGUUCCUGUAUUAACCUGCUAACCUCUGUUUAGAGUCUAGGGUCACGACCUCUAACACUACCAUGAAUUCACAACUUAUCCAUCACUUAGACUUUUUAAAAUUAUUUUUCAUUUUGCUUAUUUUGUCAGCUAGGCCUACGUAUGUGGGAGUUGGAUCUAUCUGUUGUCCUUAACUGGGUUGACUGUCUCUUGUAGUCUCUUUAUAGUGUGGAGGGCACAGUACAGUGAGAGUGUGUAAUCAGGGUGAAAAGGUUGUGUACGACAUUCCUGAUCUUCAAAAAAGCAAGACCGACUGAGGGGGAAAAAAAACAACAACCAAAAAGCAAUGUCGACUAAUACUAAUCUUGGUCUUACUGGAGCUUUGGAAGAAAAACAUAGAACCCCUGAGAACUCUUUCCAGUAUUUCAUCUCAUACUUUUCACUUACUGUCAUAAGCCACAAACGGCAGCCUUUCAAAGAUGGCCCCCUCCCUCACAUUGCAUCAUGGGACUUGAAGUCUAUAACUGUAGAUGAGUUUGCAGUUCGGAUGCCUUGUGGACAUUUAUGUAA